GAAAAUUUAGUAUCAUUCAAUGCUUUUAAUCAACAAGUUAAUACUAAAAUAAUCGAAUUAUUUAAACUUAAAUUAUAUACGUCUUUUCUUCACACUGAAAAUGUAUAUAAAUACAUACAUCGCUUUUUUCUUCACGAAUUCAUCGUUACAGGAAUUCUAACCUAAAAGUAUGACACGCUCCCCUUACCGGAUUGUCGCAUUUUAAACAUUUUGUAGAAGCUAUUGCGGUGUGGUGAAAAGUGAAGUGCUUUGAUUAAUUUCAGUGAUUAAUUUGUCGUCUAAGAUGGCAAUUUAUUAAGAUAAAAAGUCGAUGCGCGUUUAAGAAACAAAUUAUCUUGACAUAUUCAUUUCGCAAAUUGCUUUGCAGAUGUUUGCAUAAGGAAUAUAUCGAUUUUAAUUACACAUAUUUUAUUUUAAAUUAUACAAAUCUUUAUUUCUUCGAGUUGAAUAUUUUAAAUCGAAACAGUGAACAUUUGACUUGAAACAGAAGUUAUCAGUUUGAACAAUGCUCGGUGGAAUAAUGACAGCAGUUUCUUUGAGACGAUGUUUCUAUUUAUCAGCAGUCGUUUUAAUUCUUUCGACAUUGAUGGCGGCAGUUAUAAUCGUGAAAUUAACUCCCCUGGAGUCAAUCAAGUGCCAGCCGCAUGCAGUGACUCCUGGGGUUGAAUGGAGCACCGUAAUAAAUCAACAGAUGGAUCCUUUAACGACCCCCAAGGCCAUCGAAACUCAGAAGGAAAUCAACGACAGAAAAUACAAAGAGAUGCGAGAGGAGAUCGUUCAAAAUAAAAUUGCGCGAAUGUCUCGCAAAAUGAGAAACAGAAUUCUGCCUCUCUUGAACAACUCAAUUGUUGUUGAGACUAAUUACAAUGUGCAGAUAUUUUAUUAUCCUUGGUUUCGAUCUAAGGAGUACGAUGGAUUUUGGAAACGCUGGAAUCAUGAUUAUUUGCCAAAUUGGAAGAAAAAUGACAAGAGGAUCUUUCCGGAAGGAAGUCAUGAUCCUCCGGCUGAUAUUGGUUCCAAUUAUUACCCAGAAAUAGGGUGUUACAGUUCUGUGGAUCCUAAGGUGAUUGAUCUACAUAUGAAGCAAUUAAAAGAUGCAGGUGUUGGAGUUUUAAUUGUUUCAUGGAGUCCACCUACCAUGGUAGAUAACACUGAUGUUGCAAUGCCCGAUUUAUUGGAUGCAGCUCACAGAUAUCAAUUGAAAAUUGCACCUCAUAUAGAGCCAUAUGAGGGAAGAAAUCCGAUUAAUUUAAUGGAUCACAUAAGAUAUUUGUUCACGCAAUAUGGAUCACAUCCUGCUCUCUACAGACUCAGGAGAGAAGACGAUGGAGCAAUUUUACCAGUUAUUUACAUUUACGAUUCGUACGUUUUCCCGUCCGAUGCUUGGUGGGAAUUAUUUUCCCCGCGUGGCAAUUUAACUCUCAGGGGAACCGAAAUGGAUGCAGUUUAUAUGGGACUAUUAGUGGAUUCCCAGCACAGGAGUCAUAUUAAAAAAUCACAUUUUGAUGGAUUUUACACCUACUUUGCUGUGAAUGGAUUCAGUUACGGAAGCUCAUGGAAAAAUUGGAAAGAUUUGAACAAAUUUGCGACCCAGAAUAAGCUGCUUUUUGUACCUAGUGUGGGGCCUGGAUAUAUCGACACGCAGAUUCGUCCUUGGAAUGCUGAAAGUACAAGGCAUCGUCGACACGGCCAGUAUUAUGAAGUCGCUUGGAGAACUUUUUUAAAUAGUGGAGCAACCAAAGUAUCCAUAACUUCCUUCAACGAAUGGAAUGAGGGAACUCAAAUCGAACCAGCGAAACCAGCGAGCAAUAAAGACUUUACGUACUUGGACUACGAACCCGAGGGUACGAAUUUUUAUUUGAAUUUGACUAAAUGGUGGGUUCAAAUUUUCACUGAAAAAUAUCAAACUCACUAAAUAUCUAUUAUUAAAACUCUUAUCCAGCUAUUACGCAUAUCUGUUUCAUAUAAAUGCAAAAAGUUUUAACUCUGAUACGAGGCUUUUCUCCAGAAUUCCAAUUUUUCGUUCUUUCACGAAAAUAUAGAAUUCUUGGAGAGAAACUUUUUUACCAGUUUUUAGUAUAGAAAGGAAAAGAGAAUUAAAGCACAAAGAUUUUACAAUGUGAUUUUUUCUAAAGCUGUUUAAAAACAACUGGACUGUGUUCUUAUAAUCACAAUUUUCUUGCGAUUAUUUUUACUGAAGGUGCUUUUGAAUUUUUAGAGUAUUUUUUCUUACUGCGUGAGAUAUUAUUUUGAAUUUUUUACCCGAUAUAUCGGGCGCAGCUCAAAGUUAUUUUAGUUUUAAGGAAUGACGGUAUGAUUCUACGAUUGUUUAUAGAGGGUGCCUACUCAGAUCCUGGAAAAAAAGAAAACCUGAAAAAAUUGAAUUUGAAUAACAAUUUAAACGAAUUUUUAUUUUAUAUUUUUGCACUUGAAAUUCAGUGCAAGUUUAGGUAAUAUUUAUGUUGGUACUAUAUUAAAUUCAAUUUAAAUCGCUUUAAAUUCCUAAUUUCUAAAGUAAAA
Molecule: messenger RNA, 2520 nt
Organism: Belonocnema kinseyi
Lineage: Eukaryota; Metazoa; Arthropoda; Insecta; Hymenoptera; Cynipidae
Product: glycoprotein endo-alpha-1,2-mannosidase
Exons: 5
Coding region: 506-1915 (469 amino acids)
Cellular component (GO): Golgi apparatus
Molecular function (GO): alpha-mannosidase activity
Source: RefSeq, a predicted model, not a curated record